Rhodofomes roseus is the source of this 720-nucleotide messenger RNA. Its product is annotated as arp2/3 complex subunit. Gene Ontology annotation, cellular component: actin cytoskeleton; cytoplasm; Arp2/3 protein complex. The record is from RefSeq and is a predicted model, not a curated record. Gene Ontology annotation, biological process: regulation of actin filament polymerization; Arp2/3 complex-mediated actin nucleation. Gene Ontology annotation, molecular function: actin filament binding. The transcript has 4 exons. Bases 98 to 568 code for a protein of 156 amino acids. NCBI's taxonomy places the organism in Eukaryota, Fungi, Basidiomycota, Agaricomycetes, Polyporales, Fomitopsidaceae.
GCGAGUGCGGUGUGCAGGUCGCGACUGUUGACACCGACUGGAACGGCUAGCUUGCAGCUCAACGGCGCUGAAGGCGACUACUACUUCACCAACUAAGAUGGAUGGCAGCUUCCGGAAGAUUGACAUUGACCAGUACGAUGAGGAUGUGCUUCUGGAGAGCGAGCUGUAUGAGCCCGAUGAGCGCGACCCCUCGCAGGUCGUGAGCGACGCGAAGCAGAAGGCAGCAACAGUGCGGCAGUCUCUGGCAAGAGGGGAUACUGCAGGAGCUCUGACAACCGCCCUUGAGGGUGCGCCAUACGGUCCGAACGUCGACGAAGCGAAGAACCUUACGCUGCAGACCGUUGUAUCGAUACUCAAUAGCACCAAGGCGACGGAGAUCCCCAACAUCGUCCGUGCACUCUCACCAGACGCCCAGGAUACCUUGAUGAAGUACCUGUACAAGGGCAUGGCGAUGCCUGGCUGGGGAGACGUCAGCGGAAGUGUGUUGCUCGGCUGGCAUGAAAAGUUGACGGAGGCUGCUGGAACAGGAUGCAUUGUGCGCGCGAUGACAGACAGAAGACUUGUAUGAUAUAGAAGGAACUGUAACAGCAUUUACCGUGAGCAACAUAUGAAGGGCUGGAUUGCCUUGUUAUCACUUCGUCCCGCUACAUGCCAUUGUCUGAAGGAAUACGACAUAAUUGCUGCCAAUGCGCCAACUUGGGCUGCGGAGGCGUUUGCUGU